AAGAGGCAGAUGGUCACCAUUCCAAAAUAUAUAGUCUGCUUACAAUCCUUGUUCACAUUGAUACUAGUUCAUCAAAAACAAGAGCAGUUGAGAGCCAUUUGAUCCAAUAUAGCGCAAAGCUGAAAGUUGGUUUUUGCAGUACCUGUUAUUAGCGAAUUCCACCACCGGACCCUCGCCGCAGGCACAAGCAAAGAGCGCAAAAAAGAAAAGCACGACGGUCCGGCCCCACGAUUGCGUGAUCGAAGCUCGAAAACGCAACUUUUGGCGCCGAGGAGAAAAAACACUGACACAGCGACUCGAGUAAAAAACGGCUGCCGGAACUGCGCGCUUUUUUUUGUUUCUUCCUUCAUCAUCACCACCUUCUUGUUCUUCUCUUUUCACACACACAAAAAUCACCGCAGCAAAAUGGCAAACCCUCCUCACGGUGGCGUCCUCAAGGACCUCUUCGCCCGCGAUCUGCCCCGCCAAGCAGAGCUGCUCGCUGAAUCCGAGACUCUCCCCGCCCUCACACUGACUGAGCGUCACCUUUGCGAUCUCGAGCUCAUCCUCAACGGUGGCUUCUCUCCUCUCGAGGGCUUUAUGACUGAGAAGGACUACAAUGGUGUCGUCAAGGAUAACCGCCUCGCCGAUGGCCUCCUCUUCUCCAUGCCCAUCACUCUCGAUGUCGACCAGCAGCAGAUCGAUGCCCUUGGCAUUAAGCCCGGUGCCAGACUCACCCUCCGCGACUCUCGCGACGACAACAACCUCGCCAUCUUGACCGUCGAGGAUGUCUACAGACCCGACAAGGUCAACGAGGCCAAGCUCGUCUUUGGCUCCGACGACGACACCCACCCCGGCAUCAAGCACCUCCUCAGCACCGCCAAGGAGUUCUACGUCGGUGGCAAGCUCGAGGCCAUCAACCGUCUCCAGCACUACGAUUUCCUCGACCUCCGCUUCACCCCCGCUGAGCUCCGCGCCCACUUCAACAAGCUCGGCUGGCAAAAGGUUGUUGCCUUCCAGACCAGAAACCCCAUGCACCGUGCUCACCGUGAGCUGACGGUCCGCGCCGCCCGCUCUCAGCAGGCCAACGUCCUCAUCCACCCCGUCGUGGGCAUGACCAAGCCCGGCGACAUUGACCACUUCACCCGAGUCCGCGUCUACAAGGCCCUCCUCUCCCGCUACCCCAACGGCAUGGCCGCUCUCGCCCUGCUGCCCCUCGCCAUGCGUAUGGGCGGCCCCCGCGAGGCCCUCUGGCACGCCAUCAUCCGCAAGAACCACGGCUCUACCCACUUCAUUGUCGGCCGUGACCACGCCGGCCCCGGCAAGAACAAGGCCGGCAAGGACCACUACGGCCCCUACGACGCCCAGGAGCUUGUCCAGAAGUACCAGGACGAGCUGGCCAUCAAGAUGGUCGAGUUCCAGGAGAUGAUCUACAUCCCCGACCGCGACGAGUACAUGCCGGCCAACGAGAUCCCUGAGGGCACCCGCACCAUGAACAUCUCCGGCACCGAGCUCCGCUCCCGCCUCCGCACCGGCAAGGACAUCCCCGAGUGGUUCUCCUACCCCGAGGUCGUCAAGGUCCUGCGCGAGCAGAACCCUCUUCCCAAGGAAAAGGGCUUCACCAUCUUCAUGACUGGUCUGGCCAACAGCGGCAAGGAGCAGAUUGCUCGCGCCCUCCAGACUACCCUCAACCAGGGUGGUGGCCGCCCCGUCUCCAUGCUUCUUGGUGAGACUGUCCGUUCCGAGCUCUCUGCUGAGCUCGGCUUCAGCAAGGCUGACCGUGAUGUCAACAUUGGCCGUAUUGCCUUUGUUGCUUCUGAGCUCACCCGUGCCGGCGCUGCUGUUAUCGCCGCUCCCAUUGCUCCUUUCGAGGCUGCCCGCCAGGCUGCCCGUGAGCUCGUCGAGAAGGCCGGUCCCUUCUUCCUCGUCCACGUCGCUACCCCCAUUGAGUACUGCGAGAAGACGGACCGCCGCGGUGUCUACAAGGCCGCCCGCUCCGGUGAGAUCAAGGGCUUCACCGGUGUCGAUGACCCUUACGAGGCCCCCCAGAACGCCGACCUUGUUGUCGACGUUGAGAAGCAGAGUGUCCGCUCCAUUGUUCACCAGAUUAUUCUGCUGCUCGAGAGCCGUGGCCUCCUCGACCGCCUAUAAAUGAGAAAGGACGGUUCGAUAGACGGUGGAAUAUUUUCUUCUUUUUGGGAAUACAUGGUUUCCUUUUUACGUUUAGCUUAAAAAUGUUAUUCUGGGCGUUUAGAACGACAAGAACAAAAUACAAUAAUGAUUUUAUGCCUUUC
Messenger RNA from [Torrubiella] hemipterigena, 2273 nucleotides. The record is from the annotation of a GenBank genome assembly. Lineage: Eukaryota; Fungi; Ascomycota; Sordariomycetes; Hypocreales; Clavicipitaceae.